Messenger RNA from Aspergillus sclerotioniger CBS 115572, 324 nucleotides. RefSeq lists its product as uncharacterized. The record is from RefSeq and is a predicted model, not a curated record. The coding region runs from base 1 to 324 and encodes 107 amino acids. The transcript has a single exon. Lineage: Eukaryota; Fungi; Ascomycota; Eurotiomycetes; Eurotiales; Aspergillaceae.
AUGAUCGUCACCGGCGUGCUGAUGGCCUUGUCACCGGGAUGGCUCCUGCCGGUCAUUGGGCCAAUUUCUCCGAGUAUUCAUUCCAUCGGCUGCCAAAUGACAGGAACCAGCUCGAUCCCGCUGGAUAGCAUCGCAUCGCAUCGCAUCACAUCCCAUCCCAUCGCCUCGCCUGAAACAUCCCCGCCGAUUAAGCUUUUCCUCGCCAAGCCCACCCUUAUUUUUCCAUCGGCUCUCGGACCAAGCCAAGAACGCCCGACCGGAAUCGUCUUUGUCGUGGAGGAGGAACGUGCGGAUGUCCGACCCGGACAUGUGAACAGGUGGUGA